AUGUCCGUGGAUGAUAUCCCUUACAACCCUAACGCUUCCACCAACUACUGGAAAAAGCCGAAGAAAAGGAAGAGGAGAACAUAUCAGAGCCAAUUUCUGUCCUUAGAGUCACCUUCUUCCCCUCCUUCUGCACUUCCACUUCCACAUCCCAAACCAUCACUCCUCUUCUACUCCUUGUCAAAUCUCCCUAAGACUCCACAACCACGACCACAACCACUAACCACCGCCACCUCUCCCACCUUCCCCGAAAACAGCCUCCCGGACAGCCGCCCCACCGGCGGCCGCAAGAACAGCACCAGCAUAGACCACCCAGAGGACGAGCUGGACUCCUCCGCCCCUUCUGCAGCCGAGAACCUCCCGACGGACCCCCCUGCCGCUGCCGCCCCCGCCACCAACACCAUAUCCCAGGGCCUGGUGCCGAACAGCGGGAUGAAGGCGCCCGGGCCCACGCAGGAGGAGGACGGCAAGGAGAGUCUCCGGAUCCGGAUCCAUUUGAAUCUCCACGCGAAAGUCAAGUUGGAGUUGGAUGCGCAGCUGUAUGGGGAUAUUGUGAUUGGGCUGUUGUGA
Aspergillus aculeatinus CBS 121060 is the source of this 567-nucleotide messenger RNA. RefSeq lists its product as uncharacterized. Bases 1 to 567 code for a protein of 188 amino acids. Lineage: Eukaryota; Fungi; Ascomycota; Eurotiomycetes; Eurotiales; Aspergillaceae. The record is from RefSeq and is a predicted model, not a curated record. The transcript has a single exon.